Molecule: messenger RNA, 6815 nt
Organism: Brassica rapa (field mustard)
Lineage: Eukaryota; Viridiplantae; Streptophyta; Magnoliopsida; Brassicales; Brassicaceae
Product: MATH domain and coiled-coil domain-containing protein At2g42470
Molecular function (GO): protein binding
Source: RefSeq, a predicted model, not a curated record
UUAUUCACCUAAAAUAAAGAAUUACGACACAUAUACAAUACAAUUCUAAUUAAUGAUAAUAUAAAAUCUGUUACUUCUAAAACUAUACACUAUUUAUUCUAUUUUUUGAAUGAAAGUAUCUUCUUAAACACACAAAAUAUUUUGUGACGUUGCAAUUAUACAUACACAAUAUCUGGCUCUUCAUACUGACGUUACUGUGUUUCCUCUCGUCCAUUUCAAAUAUUGACUACCAGUUUUUUUCCAUGACUGAUGAAUUCCGCCUAAGACGAUGGUAUUAUGUUGUAAAAUCUGUUACUUCUAAAAACUAUAUAAUAUUUAUUCCAUAUUUUAAAUUUUCUUAUGCCCGCACAGGGUGCGGACCGGUCACCUAGUAUUUCUUAAAAUUAUGAACAUGCAUACCAAGACAUAUAUUAGUAGAUAAAAAUAAUAUUUCUAAGACAAUGGAUUUCAAAUUAAGAGUAAACUAUUAUAUUGUAAACAUUGUAGAGACUGAAUAACCUAAUUUAGUUCAAUAUUUUUAAAUUCAAUCUAUCUAUACUAUUAUUUACGAAGUAAUUUUCGCAUUCGAGCUCCCACGUAAAAAAUUAGAGUGUUUAAUAUUGUUUAUAUCAUUAAUGAAUAAUAUAUAUAUAAAAUACCCAUAAAAUAAAAACGAAAUGUAAUUUUUUAUUUGAUAAGUGAUUAAAAUUAAUAAUAAUAAUAAUAAUAAGAAUUAUCAAGAAUCUAAAAAAAUAUUUUAAAAUAAAAAGAUAAUUCCUAUAUAUAUUAUCUUGUUAUCUGAAAAAUCUUGUAAUAAAAAGUUAAAAAUAAGAAAACAGAAAACAUAUAAAUAAAUAUUAAUCAAGUAACAUUCUUAAUUUUAUAUAAAUGAAAAAAUAAUAUUGAAUGAUCUUAUGAUUUAUUUCUAUAUAAUGAAUAUAGUGUAAAAAGAAUUUUCUUUUAAAAUUAUAAUACAUAAAAAAAUUCAAAUGAAAGCAUAAAUAAUAAUUUAUCAUUAGUCUUUUAAUUAGUAAUUCAUUUAUUGAUAAGUAACUUUAAAAUGUUUAUGCCCAUAUGUUUGGGCAAAACACCUAGUUCAUACACUAAACCGAACUACUUCUUGCAUCCACAACUUAUUGUAUCUUUCAUAGUUGACCCAUAAAUAAAAAUAAAAAUAAUAUUUAAUAUAUAUACAUAUACAUAUAUAUAUAUAUAUGUAUAUAUAUAUAUAUAUAUAUAUAUAUAUAUAACACAAGACAAAAAUAUAAACAAAUAAUACAUAUAAGACCAAAUAGAAAUACACGUUUUAUUUAUAAAAUACAAUUAAAUGGUGAAUUUCUAUUUUCUACAUUUUAUUUAAUAACUUUUUAUAACAAAUUAGUAAUCAUGAUAAAAAUUAAGAUAAAAAUAAUUUAUUAAUGAUUAUUUUAAGGUUAAUUUUUAAAUUAUAUCAACUAAUUUUAGUUCUCUAUAUCACAAUUCCCUUUUGGUGGCAUAGUAUUUUUUUUUUUUGAAAAACAUAAGAAUUAAAAAAAUACUUUAUUCAAUAUUUUGUACGAUAAAAAAAUAAAUCAAAAGUUCAGUUCAAUAUUUUCAAAAUAUUAUAAGAGUUUUUUUAAUUUUUUGCAGGUUAACCAUUAUCAGACCACGGGUUGAUAUCAAUUUUUUGAGAUCUUAAUAGAAUUUUAAUUGUCAGUUUUUCAUUAUAUCUAAACAAGUUUAUGUACACGUCACUGAGUUUGUUCGUGAAACCGCGGGUCCAAAAUGGAUAUGAAUUGAUUUCAUCUAAUUUAAAUAAUCUAGUUAAAAAUAAUGGGCACGUUAAUUGCUAGUUGAAAGAUAAAAUAAUAUUACAAUAGAAAUAAAACAAGUUAGAAUAUAAUUACAUAAAUAUAAGUUUUCUAUGUGUUGGCAGAAGUAUAAAUUAUGCAUAUUGAAAGAUAAAAAAUUUUGACAAACAAAAAAAAUCUCGCACUUUGAAAACACUCCCGGUGAAAAUCUAGAUCAAUAUGUGAAUUUAUACGUAAUUAUGUGAAAACACGCCCGGUAUCUCUCUAUACGUAAUACAAAAGAAUGAAAAUAUAGUUACAAUAGAUCGUAUGAGUAGAGGGAUCGUAACAAAUCUAAAUACGUAAUUAUCUCAAAUAUAUAUAAAUAUCUUCUAACAUACGAGUUCCCAAAUUUUAUGUAGUUCCCUAUACAAAGAAGACGUUUAAUUAAUUAACCGGUGUAGAAGACAAUAAAACGCUGGGAUUUACUUUUUUCAAGAUUUGUCUCUUCAUUUCUUAAGACUCCGAAACCUUUUCCUUUUGUAUCUCCACUUCCUAUAUAAGCUGCUAUUCUUGCUAUUCCCUCAGUAACCUAACCCUAAAUCUUGUACUCCUCUACUCUCCUUGCCGUGGAUCAAACAUUCAAGAUUAGACAAAUGGAUGAUAAAAAGCCGACGAGUUUCACUUUUGAGAUAGAUAACUUAUCAGAGAAGAAAGGUCUUAUAUCAUCACCAAAAUUUUUAAGCGGCAACUACGAAUGGUUUGUUAACGUUUACCCCAACGGAUAUCAUAUUGAUGAGCGAUUGUCUCUGCACCUCCAGGUUGCAAACCCUGAAUCAUUGCCACUUGGAUGGAAAAAGCAAGCUAGCUAUUCCUUUGCUCUACUGAAUCAAUCAGGCAAAGUUCUAUACAGAACACCUGAAUCAUGCAAAUUGUUCCGCGCUCAGUUCACAGGAUGGGGUAGCCCAAAGGCCUUCACUCUUCAAAAGCUUCAAGAUAUGGGUUAUUUGGAGAACAACAAGCUGAUUUUAAAGGUCGACGUAAAAGUGAUUGAAGCUGUUGAUGAAGGAGCUGUAACUGGAAAGGACAUGUUAGAUGUCCGUGGUUUCAAAGUCCUUUAUUCUCAGUUGCCUUUGGUUAAUAAGCUUUUCAGAAAACACCCGGACAUUGCUUUGAAUUUCAAACUAAAGAAUCAAUCGGUGAAGACAACAUACAUGAAUCUCCUUCUCGGUCUCAUCGAGAAACUGGACAAGCCUUCACCUAGCUUUACCGAAAUUGAGCUAAGCAACGCUCAAAGCGUGUUGAUGGAUCUAACAGAAGCGGGCUUCGAGCUAGACUGGUUGAAGAAAAAGCUUGAUGAGAUUUCUUUGGAGAAGAAAAGAGGACUUACUGAUGGUUCCCGAGUCCAAGAAAUCGAUGAACACAUCAAGAAUCUCAACCUUGAUCUGGAAAAGGAGAAGGAAAAAUCAGCUACUUGUGCUGCUGAAGUUUUGUUGUUGGAGCAGACGGUGUCGGAUCUCAGGGUUGAGCUGAGCAAGGAGAAGAAAAAAUCGGCUACUUCUGCGACUAAAGUUUUGUUGUUGGAGCAGAUGUUAUUAGAUCUUAGAGUUGAGCUGAGCAAGGAGAAGGACAAAUCUGCUACUCCUAACGAUUUGCUUGCGGGUGUUGCCUCUUGGGAAGUAUUGGAUUAUGCGGAUCUCUAUACUAAUGAAAAAGGAGAAGAAUAACAAACAAUAAUUUAUUAUCUUUUUUCGUACUUUAAUUAAGUAAGAAGUUCCAGGUUUUAUAGUCGUCUCGUCUCAGUCUUAAACUGAAGUUUUUAGCAUUCUUUGUUAUUUUCAGAGGUAAUUUUCUCAUCAUCUACGUAUAUUUAUUGUCGUCUCAAUCUGAGUAGUCGCUGUCGACUUAGGUGUGCCAUAAGUAAUGAUAUGGUACAGAUAAGUUUCUUGGACAAUAUCGAACUCACUAUAAAGAACUUUCUUCCAUACAAACGAGUAUGUGAUUGUCGUAGAAGACAAGAGGUAGUGUUGUGGGUAUAAUCAUGCGGAUUGUAUAUUCAUAUCUAACCUAAGGAAAUAUAAACAACAUAAUUAAGUAAGCAUUAUGACUCCUAAAUGCAUCUCCAAUAGCACUUUUUUUUUUCUCUAUAAUUUACUCUAAAACAGAUUAACUUUAUUAUAGAGUAAAUUUUGCUAUAAUGGUUGUUACUCCAUAAUAGAGUAUGAUGAGUCCCUUAUGAUGAGAUUACUUUACCUUUGAUACUUUGAAGGAUGAUCUGAUGGUUUGGAAGAGAUUGGAUCUAUUCUGAACUUGAUGAUUGAUGGAAUAUGUUUGAAUGGCCUUUAGUAGUAAGGAUAUAUGAACAAACAGUUGUGUAGACGUGUCCUUGAUUGCGAGAAUGAAUUCACAAGUAAGAUCAAGGACGAGUUUUGUUUGUAGGGAAUGAACUCCUAACAAUCAGUGUUUAAAGAUAAAUAAAUGAUUCACAGAUUUUAGAAAGUUUUUUAAGAAAAAGAUGAAUGUUUUGUUAAUAAGACUCUAAUGAGUUUAUAUAGAAAUACAUACAUUAAAUAUACUUAGACUUUGUAAAAAACUAGACAAAGACUUAGAUAAAAACUAGGAAAGUCUUUGAUAAAAACUAGGACAUGAGAUAUGACUUUUGACCAGAAAUAAGUAACACGUUGAAUGACUCUUGGAUGAUGACCACGACCAGAACUUUUUGAUUACUCCCCUUCGAUAUUUCUUGAUGAGAAUGAGCUUGAAAUGGACUGAUCAAAGGUCUGGUCAAAUUUGGCAUGAAACAAACCCAUAGUAAAUUUGUUAUGAACUUCUCUUUAGGCUGAAAAGGUCCAUUUCACCCAGCAUCUAAACCAGCUCCUUCUUGAAUGUCACUUAGCUCAUCCAGCUCCAGAUUAGUGUCACUUUGCUCACUCAGCUCAUCCUUAAUAACCUCAGCUGGUUUCAGCUCAGCUUUAGUCUCCUUAGCUGGUUUCAGCUCAGUAUGCUCGCCUUUCAUCCAUCCUAGUUUGUUCUUUGUGAUAAUCAGCUGACUCAGCCAUGGUUACAUUAGAGUAACUCGAUUAUAAAGUGAAAUAUAGAGGAACGUUAUAUUGUUACUCUACUUUUAGAGUAAAAUUUUGACAUUCAUCUAUAUUCCACUAUAUUAUAGAGUAACACAAUUGAAGCAAAAAUUAUUACAUUUUAGAGUAAAUAAUAGAGGGGAAAAAUGAGUGUCAUUGGAAAUGGUCUAAUCACACUUAGUUAUUUCAUGAUUGGCACAAGAACCAGAAUAUCUACAUAUGGAGAGAAAGUAUAUUAAUGUACUUCGGAAAUAUUUACAGAAUGAAGGAUCAGAUCGGAUACUACAAAUGCAUGAUUCAUUAAUGAGACCCUGCUUGGGAAGAUGCAUUAAAAUACAAAACUAAUAUGUAAAUGUUAUGAAUAUUGUAAUGUGCAAUAUGGAAAGUCCAUGAUUUACUUGUCUACCAUGGUUUACUUGUUCUCUAAAUUCUGUUGGGGUCAAAAUCAGUCACGAUAAAAUCAGUGGAUAAAAUCUUACGAGAAAAUAUGCCUUAAGCAGAUACGAGCCGAAAAUAUUGAAGAAACUACACCGCAUAAGCUAAGACGAUUUGAAUAAGGAUAUAAAACAAAACUUCGUGUAUUUCAUCUCGUACAAGGAGUGAAAGAGUUUCUAUUUAAACAUUAGAAGAUUGAAAAAAGUUCUUGCGGAAGGUUCUUGCGAAAAAUGAUGAAUUUUACAAAACAAUUUUCCAAAAAAAACAAAAUCAGAAAUUUUUCAAGGAAGAACCCCAUAAGAAAAUAUGUGAGAUAAUCUUCCGCCAAAAAAACUUUCGGGAAAUAUUUACAGAAAACCGAAAUAGUUCCAAAAUCGUACGAAGCAAUAAACGGAGGGAUGAGAACGGAAGAAAUGAAUCACCACCCUUCAUGCACUCAAUUUCUCCCAACACUCUCUCUCCUUGGUCAAUGUCGCCCAACUCCCCUCUAUCUUUCACUACAAAAAAACACUAGAGAUUGACCCACUCACCCGCGUAGAUAUUGGUUCUUAUAUUUUUAUACAUUGAUAUCUGUUUUUCACAAUUAGUAUAAUAUAACCCUUGUUCGGAAACUCGCUAGGCGCUACGCAAGCGGCACACACGGGCCUUGCGAUUUUUUGAAAAAGCGGAAAAAAUCGGGAAGUAAUCGGAGCGGAAUUUUUUAUAUUUUUAUGUGUAUAAUAUCAAUUUUUAAAUAAUAUCAAUUUUUAAAUAAAUAUAAUACAAUUUUUUUGUAUAAUACAUGUUUAUGAAAGAUAUUUGAUAAUUUGAUACUAAAAUUCAAAGUAAACACGUAUAUAUAAAGUAAAUUUGCAUUUAAUAACAAUAGGUUUAGACUCGUCUGGUGGUUGGUGUCUUCCGUGCAGUUCCUGCAUGUGACAGGUUCGAAUCGCGGCAGCUGCCUUGUUGGCAUUUUAUUAUUUUUAGGUUUAAUGAAAGUAAAAUGACCAAUUCACCCUCGUCUUCAACCUUCUUCUGUGAUUUUCCAGAUCUAACACGCAGCCUCCAAGUUUUCCACGAUUUCACCAUUUUAAGAAGCUAUUCUUGUCGGAUUCAACUUUGUAUAGAAGAUAUAUAAGGUAUAAUCUGAUUUCUUGCUAAAAACUUUGAUAUUUUCAUACUUAAUCAGAUUUAGACAAAUCGUUUUUACAAAAUUACGCGGCUAUUUCUCUUUUUCUCCAGCUAACGCGUUCACUAUACGGCUCAGCGCCUAGACAUACCGAUCACCUCCACAACUCGGCCGAGUUUUAGAACAAGGAAUAUCUCUAUAAUAUUAUUUGAGAUGUCAGUUUCUUAUGUGUCGCGCUCACGUUAAUUUUCAUGAUGGUUGAUUACACUGAUACCCUUACUGAAUUAAAAUUAUUACAUUUAAAUACUAUUAUUGAUUAUUUUUUUAUUUUCCUUUUUAAAAUUUUCUAAAUAACAUAUAUAAUAAAAAAGGAAACAUUUAUAAAGUUUUAAAAACAAAUUUAAAACGAAAAUAUAUGUAUAUAUAAUAUGAUUUCAUUAAAAA